GGUCGGCACGUGCUUCGUGGUUCAACGUGAUUGGAGAACCGCCCCGCCGGCGUCGUGUGUUACGAGUAUAUCGCGUCGCCGUUGCGGCCGUUCCGUGACAGUCGGUGAAAAAACAGCGGAGCGUUACGGUGGCAGUGAGUGAGUUCGCCAGGCUUUCGUCGGUGAUUUCUCUUUCUCAGAAUCGUUCACGGUUAUCGUUGCCGCGGCGAAGAUGAGAAAACUGUACAUACUGAUCGCGGGAUUAUUCCUGCUGGCGGGAUUCGUCCGGGCCGAGGAUGAGGCCGAGGAGAACGCCGGUACCGUGGAGAAUGAUCUUGGCGCCAGCCGCGAGGCAUCGCGAACAGAUCAUGAAGCAGUACAAAGAGAAGAGGAAGCGAUAAAGAUCGAUGGUUUAAAUACUGCCCAGAUAAAAGAACUCAGAGAAAAGGCUGAAAAAUUUGCAUUUCAGACUGAAGUCAACCGCAUGAUGAAACUUAUUAUUAAUUCUCUUUACCGUAACAAAGAGAUUUAUCUCAGAGAAUUGAUAUCAAAUGCAUCCGACGCAUUGGACAAAAUUAGAUUAUUGUCUCUCACCAAUAAGAGCGUGUUGGAAACAAAUACUGAAUUGGCUAUUAGAAUAAAAGCAGACAAGGAAAAUAAAGUACUGCAUAUAAUGGAUUCUGGUAUUGGCAUGACGAAGCAAGAUUUAGUGAACAAUCUUGGAACCAUCGCUAAAUCUGGCACAGCCGAGUUUCUGGGAAAAAUGCAGGAUGUCACGAAUGCCCAGGACAUGAAUGACAUGAUCGGUCAAUUUGGUGUGGGCUUUUAUUCUGCCUACUUGGUUGCAAAUGUUGUUGUUGUUACCACCAAACAUAACGACGAUAAACAGUAUAUUUGGGAAUCCGAUAGUUCCAACUUUAGCAUUAUUGAAGAUCCACGUGGAGAUACCUUGAAGAGAGGAACGACUGUAAGCUUACAUUUGAAGGAUGAAGCAUCAGACUUCCUAGAGCCUGAUACGAUUAAGACCCUAGUGAAGAAAUAUUCACAGUUUAUCAAUUUCCCUAUAUAUUUAUGGAACAGUAAACAAGUACAAGUCGACGCUGAAGAAGUGGAAGAAGAUAAGCCUGUAAAAGAGAAAGAUGAUAGCGAUACCGAAGAUAAAGAGGACGAGGAGGAUGACGCUAAGGUAGAAGAGGACACAGAGGAGAAGAAACCUAAGAAAGUGGAUAAGACUGUAUGGGAUUGGGAACUAUUGAACGAUUCGAAACCAAUUUGGACACAGAAACCGAACGAAGUCGAUGAAAAGGAAUAUAUCGAGUUCUACAAGACACUGACCAAAGAUAAUCAGGAACCUUUGGCAAAGACGCAUUUUAUUGCGGAGGGUGAAGUCACAUUCAAAUCUGUCUUAUAUAUCCCUAAGGUUCAACCGAGUGACAGCUUCAAUCGAUACGGUACCAAGUCCGACAACAUCAAGUUGUACGUCAGGCGAGUCUUCAUCACCGACAAGUUCACCGACAUGAUGCCGAAUUAUCUGUCCUUUAUUCGUGGUAUCGUGGACAGCGACGAUCUACCGCUCAAUGUUUCACGCGAGAAUCUUCAGCAGCACAAAUUGAUCAAAGUUAUCAAGAAGAAACUCAUCAGAAAGGUACUGGACAUGAUCAAGAAGAUUCCCAAAGAGGAUUCUGAGACGUUUUGGAAGGAAUAUAGCACAAACAUCAAAUUAGGCAUAAUUGAGGAUCCUCAGAAUCGUGCGAGACUAUCCAAGAUGUUGCAAUUCCACUCGUCGACGCAGAAAGAAAUGACCUCUCUGCCCGAAUAUGUAUCCCGCAUGAAGGCCAAUCAGCAACAUAUCUACUACAUCGCUGGUUCGUCCGAGGAUGAAGUAAAGAAGUCGCCAUUCGUCGAAAGGCUGGAGAAGAAGGGCUACGAGGUGCUGUAUCUGACAGAGGCGGUGGACGAGUACGCGAUAUCGGCAUUGCCCGAGUUCGAUGGUAAAAAGUUUCAGAAUGUUGCAAAGGAAGGUUUCACGCUGGACGAGGGAGAACGGGCGAAAGAACGAAUGGAACAGUUGAAGACGACGUUUGAGCCUCUAGUCAAAUGGCUGAGUGACAUCCUGAAGGAUCAUAUCAGCAAGGCGCAAGUGUCGGAACGCCUGACCGAUUCGCCUUGUGCCUUGGUUGCCAGCAUGUUUGGCUGGACCGGAAAUAUGGAACGUUUGGCGAUCUCAAACGCGCAUCAGAAAACCGAUGAUCCACAGAAGAGCUACUAUUUGAACCAGAAGAAGACUUUGGAAGUUAAUCCGAGGCAUCCACUCAUCAGAGAACUGCUACGCAGAGUCGAGGUUGACUCGGCCGAUCAGACAGCCAAGGACAUUGCACUGAUGAUGUUCCGCACGGCAACUUUACGAUCGGGUUACAUGCUACGGGAAACUGCCAGUUUUGCAGAUAGCGUGGAACAACUAAUGAGGAAGAGCCUAGGAAUCUCUUUAGACGAGGUGCCCGAGGAGGAGGAAUCGCAGGACGAAGAAGCAAGUAACGAGAAGGUCUCGGACAUCGACGCCGAGGAUGAUAAGAAAUAUGAAGAGGAGGAGGAGGAGGAUGAGAAGCACGAUGAGUUGUAAUAAUAGAGGGGAAUGUAAAGCGAUAUUCGAAAGACUUGUUCUAAAAGCGUAGCUAUACAAUGUAUAGUUACCUUGAGUUUGCUCUCCCAAAUGCGACCUUCGUACUGUCGCAAGUUUGUAAACAAUUUAGAUAUGUACAAUUUGAUACGUUAUUUCAGUCUGGUAUCGUGAUAAUUUUCAUAAUUGUCAAUAUUGUUAAACCUAAGGAAGGUGUAACGUAUCUAAAUUCUUUUGUUUUUUUUUUUAUAUGAAACAUUAAUCACAAUGUUGUCAUCCUAAGCAUUGAAAUCAUAUCUAUCAUCGAUAUCAGUUAAUUGCGAAUUUUGGAGAGAUUGAAAUAAUUUAUUAUAUAUUCUUUUGAUCUUCCACAUGAUUUUAGUAACGCGAAGAAAGUAUUGACUGAACGUUACUGACGUAUAGUAUGUUUGUGAUACGUGUGAGUGUAUUUGUACAUGAAAUAUACAAAUUAUAUUAAAAUGAAUUAUAUCUGCGGUACUGA
Molecule: messenger RNA, 3098 nt
Organism: Solenopsis invicta (red fire ant)
Lineage: Eukaryota; Metazoa; Arthropoda; Insecta; Hymenoptera; Formicidae
Gene: Gp93
Product: endoplasmin
Exons: 4
Coding region: 212-2599 (795 amino acids)
Biological process (GO): protein folding
Molecular function (GO): ATP-dependent protein folding chaperone; ATP hydrolysis activity; ATP binding
Source: RefSeq, a predicted model, not a curated record